Molecule: messenger RNA, 1968 nt
Organism: Ceratitis capitata (Mediterranean fruit fly)
Lineage: Eukaryota; Metazoa; Arthropoda; Insecta; Diptera; Tephritidae
Exons: 2
Coding region: 1239-1700 (153 amino acids)
Source: RefSeq, a predicted model, not a curated record
UAAUUUACUUGAAAUUUGAUACAUAGGUUAGCCUUGCUUAGUUUAGCGGGAACAUUACUUUUGUUUCCAGGAAUAGCACCUAGGACCGAUCUGUUCGAAAAUAUCGUUUCUAUGGUUCGGAUUAAUAUAUACAAAUUUUCGGAAGUGGACCAAGGUCCACCAAGCAGAUAUGUUAAUGGUUUGGUCCAUUCCAUAACCCGAAAGAUGGCAUUAUACGUUGACUUAAGCUCAAGCAUUGGUGGAAGGCUCGUCCGUAGGUAUACGGUAACCGUUUCCUUGCAUUUACGUGCUUAAAAGCCGAGCAAAACCAUAGCGUACGCUAUGACAAUUGCCAUUUUAAUGAAUUAUGCAGCUUUAUCGUGUAGCUCUUUGAACUUUUCCUAUCUAAAACUGCUUAGUUUAAUUUAAGCAAUUUUAUGAAAAUUGCUCAUGUUCGCGCGUUGAAUAACCGUCUUUGCUGUUUGUUCUUGCUUGCCUACUACCAUUUGCUUUCUGCUGAUCGAGUUCAUUAAAAUAAAUCCAGAUUUAGAAAAAUUAACUUUAUUUUUAAUUUACCUUACAUUAACCUUAAUUUUUAUAUAAUUUUUAGUUCUUAGGCGGACCUAGACGUUAAUACCCAUCAAAAAUAUCGAAUACCUUGAAUUGAAAAAAUAUCGUUUGUUUCUUUAAUUAAUUAUUUUGAAGGAAAAAUGGGACAGAAAAGUACUCUUUCGAUUCCCUAAUAUAUUCCUCUGGUAGGCAAAGAGGAGUAUCUUCACAUUUUCAGCCGAAUUCUGUCCUUUAAAAUAUUUCUAAUUGAUUUCUCCCAGCAGCGCAUUAUACAUAUUACAUCUACUUUACUGUGCACAGCAUAUAAUACAUUAUUUUGUUCUUGUAAUGGUUAUACACAUCUGCAGAAAUACAGAUCAAAGUUCAUAUAAAAAUUAGAAGAGUUGAUUUGCGCACAACAGCGGUUAUUUGAUUUAAGGAAACAUAAAUUGAUGUGAAACAGUAAGUUCUAUAGCAGAAAUACCUAUUUCUAUAAAAAUAAUGAAAUAACGCCUUUCUACUCAAAAGCAAAAAUAUACACUGAUGAGAAGUGCCAGAGCCAAUAUAUCGGGCCUCGCCUUGUAGCGUAGCAAUAAAGGUCACUCACGUUUCGAGUUUUAAACAGGAAUUUUGUAUUGGAAAUUUUUAGUGUUUUUACAGAAAGCGUAAGGUAUGGACGCAACAUUAAAUAAAAGGAAUUUUAAGAUGCUAUGCCACAUGGAAGAAUUAGACAACUAAAGUCAGAAGCGAGAUGCACUGCAGCAAACUGGUACUUUCAAAAAAGAAAUAAAAUAACCUCACUGAGAAACUUGACGGACGUCUUCUUCAUUGGACGACAGUUGAAAAUACAACCGACUAAAUCCUCGGCUACCUUCUUCACCAGUUGGACGAACGAAUACAGGCUUGAAUUAGAUGUGAAGGUUGAUGACGCAAAAAUUCCGACUGUAAACAACCCAACGAUAUUGGGAGUAACACUAUAUAGCCUACACUCUUUUACUCCGCUUACGACGGCAAUUGCCGCAAAACUCCGGAACCGCAACAAAAUACUCAAAGCGCUAGCCCGCAGCACCUGGGAUAAAGACAAAGAAACUUUGCAGGCAACUUACAAAGCAAUUAAAGAAGCUACAGAAUUUCCAGAACACCAACUUCAGGACCGCGACAGAAAACCUUAAACGACUCCCUUCCCGUGGAUGGCGUGCUCGGAGAAAAACCACCACCCAUUGCAGACAAGAGCUGCCUCGGGGUCAGCGAACCGCUACAACAACAAGGGACGUCUUCUUACAUAUGGUAUAAGUAAUUGUAUGUUUUGCUAGUAGUAUUACAGACUAAUACCGCAGGAAUAAAAUAUAAUUUCACUAGUUUUAUUUUCAACUUAUAUAAAAGCACUGUGUGAAUGUUUAUGUAUGUGUAUGUUAUAUAAAAGAACUAUGUGUAUGUCUU